Molecule: messenger RNA, 6160 nt
Organism: Lotus japonicus
Lineage: Eukaryota; Viridiplantae; Streptophyta; Magnoliopsida; Fabales; Fabaceae
Product: DNA-directed RNA polymerase V subunit 1-like
Exons: 19
Coding region: 164-5788 (1874 amino acids)
Biological process (GO): DNA-templated transcription
Cellular component (GO): RNA polymerase II, core complex
Molecular function (GO): DNA binding
Source: RefSeq, a predicted model, not a curated record
CUUCACUCUCACUCUCACUCUGUCACUUUCAUUUCCUCUCUCUCUCUCUCUCUCUCUCUCUCUCUGCUUCUGCAGAAUCGGACACUCGCAAUUCGGGUUUUUCGUUGCUUAGAGUGUACACACUGUUUCGCUUCUGAGGCACUGUAGAUUUCCCUUGAAAGUGAUGGAGGAUAAUCCAACUUCAAGUGUUUUAGAUGCGGAAGUAGUUGGGAUUCGAUUUGGUAUGGCUACACGCCAGGAAAUUUGUACAGCAUCGAUAAGUGACUCCUCAAUUAGUCAUGCUAGUCAGCUGUCAAAUCCAUUCCUUGGGCUGCCCCUUGAAUAUGGAAGAUGUGAAUCUUGUGGUACUUCUGAAGCAGGAAAAUGUGAAGGCCACUUUGGAUAUAUUGAGCUUCCAAUUCCAAUAUAUCAUCCUAACCAUGUUAGUGAAUUGAAGCGGGUACUGAGCCUGAUUUGCUUAAACUGCUUAAAAAUGAAGAAAACCAAGUUUCCUUCUUCAAGCAGUGGUUUGGCACAGAGGUUAUUAUCUCCCUGCUGUCAGGAUGCUAAUGCUGCACAAGUUUCUAUACGGGAAGUCAAAACAGCCGAUGGAGCUGGUUACUUAGUACUGAAAGUAUCUAAGUCAAAGAUGCAUGAUGGUUUUUGGAGGUUUCUAGACAAGUAUGGCUAUCGUUAUGAGGGCGAUCAUACUCGAGCUUUGCUUCCUUGUGAGGUGAUGGAAAUUAUCAAGAGAUUUCCCCUAGAAACCAAGAAAAAACUGGCUGGGAAAGGAUAUUUUCCUCAAGAUGGAUAUGUGUUGAAGUAUCUUCCUGUACCACCAAAUUGCUUGUCUGUGCCUGUUGUUUCUGAUGGCGUCAGUGUCAUGUCUUCGGAUCCUUCCAUGACAUUUCUGAGAAAAUUGCUCAGGAAGGUUGAAAUCAUCAGAAGUUCUAGAUCUGGUGAACCAAACUUUGAGUCUCAUGAAGUGGAAGCAAAUGACUUACAGUCAGUGGUUGACCAGUAUCUUCAAAUUAGGGGCUGUGCUAAACCUGCCCGUGAUAUAGAAACACACUUCGGGGUCAAUAAAGAGCUGAGUGAUGCAUCAAACAAAGCAUGGCUUGAUAAAAUGAAAAGUCUAUUUAUAAGUAAGGGUUCAGGUUUUUCUUCAAGGAGUGUGAUAACUGGAGAUGGGUACAAGAGGACAAAUGAAGUAGGAAUUCCGCUUGAAAUUGCCCAGAGGAUAACAUUUGAAGAGAGAGUAAACUUGCAUAACAUGUGUUUUUUACAGAAGUUGGUUGAUGAAAAUUUGUGUCUCGCCUACAAGGAAGGUGUGUCAACAUAUUCACUGAGGGAGGGCUCAAAGGGGCACACAUAUCUUAAGCCUGGCCAGAUAGUGCAUAGAAGGAUUAUGGAUGGGGACAUCGUCUUCAUUAACAGACCACCUACAACCCACAAACACUCAUUACAAGCACUUGUGGUCUACAUCCACGAUGAUCACACGGUGAAGAUAAAUCCACUGAUUUGUGGGCCUCUUGGAGCUGAUUUUGAUGGGGAUUGUGUCCAUUUAUUUUAUCCACAGUCACUUGCUGCUAAGGCUGAAGUAGUGGAAUUAUUCUCGGUGGAGAAACAGCUCCUCAGCUCUCACAGUGGUAAUCUGAACCUGCAAUUAUCCACAGAUUCCUUAUUGUCACUGAAGAUGUUAGUGAAGAAAGGUUUUAUGGAUAGAGCAGCUGCUAAUCAAUUGGCAAUGUUUCUUUUCUUGCCUUUGCCACGACCUGCUUUGCUGAAGGCCGGUUCUGGUGAUUCUUAUUGGACAUCCAUCCAAAUUUUGCAGUGUGCUUUGCCUUUAUCUUUUGAUUGUACUGGGGGACGUUACUUGAUUAGGCAGAGUGAUAUCUUAGAAUUUGAUUUGAGUAGGGAUGUUCUUCCUGCAGUUAUAAAUGAAAUAGCAGCGUCAGUGUUCUUUGGGAAGGGUCCUCAAGAGGCACUGAAUUUCUUUGAUGUGUUACAACCGGUUUUGAUGGAAAGCAUAUUCAGUAAUGGAUUUAGCGUUGGCUUACAUGAUUUUUCAAUAUCUGGGGCCGUGAAAAGGGUUACAGACAGAAACAUAGGGAAAGUUUCCCCGCUGUUGUAUCAGUUGAGGUUUAUAUAUAAUGAGUUGGUGGCACAGCAAUUAGAGAAGCACAUGCAAGACAUUGAACUUCCUGCUAUAAAAUUUGUUUCAAAAUCAUCCCGACUUGGGGAUAUGAUUGAUUCCAAAAGUAAAUCAGCUCUUGAUAAGGUGACACAACAGAUAGGGUUCCUUGGGCAGCAACUCUUUGUGCGAGGGCGACUGUAUUCCAAGGGGUUGUUGGAGGAUGUUGCGUUACAUUUUAAAUUAAAAUGUUACUAUGAUGGAGAUGGUUAUCCCUCAGCUGAAUAUGGAUUACUCAAAGGUUGUUUUUUCCAUGGUUUGGACCCAUUUGAAGAGUUAGUACAUUCAAUUUCCACAAGAGAGAUAAUGGUUCGCUCUUCAAGAGGAUUGUCUGAACCUGGAACUUUAUUUAAAAACUUGAUGGCCAUCCUUCGGGAUGUUGUAGUUUGUUAUGAUGGAACUGUGCGAAAUGUAUGUAGUAAUUCCAUCAUUCAGUUUGAGUAUGGGGUAAAAGCUGGAGACAAAACUCGGUACUUAUUCCCUGCUGGUGAGCCUGUAGGUGUCUUGGCAGCAACAUCAAUGUCUAAUCCUGCUUAUAAGGCAGUCCUUGAUGCUAGUCCUAGCAGCAGUUGUUCAUGGGAAUUGAUGAAGGAAAUACUUCUCUGCAAAGUCAAUUUUCGAAAUGAACCAAUUGACCGCCGAGUAAUUUUGUACUUGAAUGACUGCGAUUGUGGAAGGAGGUAUUGCCGAGAAAAUGCAGCAUAUAUAGUUAAAAAUCAAUUGAGAAAAGUCAGCCUGAAGGACACAGCUGUGGAUUUCAUUGUUGAAUACCAACAGCAGCGGAAACGGGAAGGUUCUGAAACUGAUGCAGGCCUUGUUGGUCAUAUUCAUCUCGAUGAGGUGAUGUUGGAGGAGCUGAAGAUCAAUAUGGCUGAAGUUUUCCAAAGAUGCCAGGAAAAACUUCGUUCGUUAAAUCGGAAAAGGAAAUAUUAUCAAACUUUGAAGAGCACUGAAUUGUUUUUCAGUGAGUCUUGUGCUUCUCCAAAUUUUUCUUCACCAUGUGUGACAUUCAUUUCGCUAGAUGGUGAUGGUUUAGACAAAACCACUGAAAUCCUGGCUGACGUAAUCUGCCCGGUUCUGUUAGGUACAAUAAUCCAAGGAGACCCCCGAAUUAGCUCUGCGAAUAUAACCUGGAUUAAUCCUGACUCAAACGCAUGGGUGCGCAACCCAUCAAAGUCUUCUAAUGGUGAAUUGGCACUAGACAUCAUUCUUGAGGAGGCAGCUGUUAAACAAAGUGGUGAUGCUUGGAGGAUAGUGCUUGAUUCCUGCCUUCCUGUCCUUAACUUGAUUGAUACCAGGCGUUCUAUCCCUUAUGCUAUUAAGCAGGUUCAGGAAUUACUUGGGAUAUCAUGUACUUUUGAUCAAGCAAUCCAGCGUCUUGCAGCAUCUGUGAAAAUGGUAGCAAAAGGUGUUCUUAGAGAACAUCUCAUUCUGUUAGCAAGCAGCAUGACUUGUGGCGGGAAUUUGGUGGGCUUUAAUACAGGUGGAUAUAAAGCACUGGCUCGUCAAUUAAAUAUUCAAGUACCAUUCACUGAUGCAACUCUCUUUACUCCUAAGAAAUGUUUUGAGCGAGCUGCUGAGAAAUGCCACACUGACUCUUUAUCAAGCAUCGUUGCCUCCUGUUCGUGGGGUAAACCUGUGGCAGUUGGAACAGGAUCAAGAUUUGAUGUUUUAUGGGAUGCGAAAGAGCAGAGAAAGUCAAAUGAACUUGAAGGGAUGGAUGUUUACAAUUUUCUUCACAUGGUGAAAAGCCUUAUCAAUGGGGAAGAAGAAAACGAUGCUUGCUUGGGUGAGGACAUUGAUGAUUUGCUAGAAGAGGAGAAUGCUGAUUACGGCUUGUCCCCACAGCAUACCUCCGGACUUGAUGCUGUGUUUGAAGAGACUUUUGAAGCAAUGAACGGUCCAGAAUCCAAUGGCUGGGGUGCAACUACAGAUCGGACUGAAACAAAGUCAACACAGUGGUCAGCCUGGGAAAGUAAUAAAGCAGAAACAAAAGAUGGUGGUUCUCAAAGAGUCCAUGAGGAUUCUUGGACUUCUCGUGAUGUGAUGAAAGAUGAUUCCCAGAUGACCAACGCUUGGGAUGGAAACGUGGAACAGACCAAAACAAUUUCAAAUGAUUGGACUGCUUGGGGGAAAAAUAAAUCGGAAAUACAGGAUAAUGUGGCUGAAAAGGCCGAAGGGGAGUGUGGGAGCUCUGAAAAGUGGAAAACUGCUGUUAUCCAAGAAGGCUCUUCCAAGUCCAAUGCUUGGAAGUCAAACAUAGAGCAACGUAGUGAUGAGGAUUCUUGGACCUCUCAGAAACUGAAAGCUGAUGUUAUCCAGGACUCUUCCAAGCCAAGCUCUUGGGGAGCUAAACCCAAGUCGAAUGACUCCUCCAAUUGGGGAAGAAAUAAAGAUGAAAUACAGGAUGUUGUGUCUAGAAGAGCCGAAGAUGAUUCUUGGAGCUCUAAGAAACAGCUUAGUUCUGAUGCUACCCAAGAAGACUCUUCCAAGUUCAGCUUUUGGGGAGGUAACAAAGAUACAACAAAGCCAAAGUCAAAUGAUUGGUCCAGUUGGGGUGGAAAUAGAGAUGGAAUACAAGAUGGUGGGUCUAAAAGAGCCCAAGAUGAUUCUUGGAGCUCUCAAAAAGAUGUUACCAGAGAAAGCUCUUCUAAGGUUGAUGCAUGGGGUGCAAAUAAUGAGGCAUCAAACCCCAAGUCAAAUGAUUGGUCAGCCUGGGGGAAAAAUAAAGAUGGAACUCAAGAUGGUGGUUCAGAGAGAGCCCAAGAGGAUUCAUUAAGCUUUGGUAAGUGGAAAGCUGAAUCACAAGUUGAAGCUGAUACGGUGCAAGAAGACUCUUCUAAAUCCAAAGCCUGGGAACGUACUUCUGACAAUGUGAAGGUUGACAAUAGCUCUUGGGGAAAACCCAAAUUUCCAGAAACUCAAGCUUGGGAUCCCCAGAAAGAGACAAAUCAAGGUGCAGGUUCACGUGGGUGGGACUCACAAAUUGCUUCUGCUAAUUCUGACAGUGAUAGAAAUUUUCAAUGGGGAAAGCAAGGAAGAGAAUCAUUUAAGAAAAGUCGCUUUGAAGGUUCACAAGGUUGGGGAUCAAAUGCUGGUGAUAUGAAACAUAUGAAUCGUCCUGGCAGAGUACCUGGACCAAGGUUGGAUAUGUAUUCAUCUGAGGAACAGGAUAUUCUCAAGGAUAUUGAACCUAUUGUCCAGUCCAUCAGACGAAUAAUGCAACAAGAAGGGUAUAAUGAUGGGGAUCCGCUGGGUGCUGAUGACCAACAGUUUAUACUGGAGAAUGUCUUUGAACACCACCCAGAUAAAGAAACCAAAAUGGGUGCUGGAGUUGAUUACGUCAUGGUAAGCAGACACACCAGUUUUCAGGUAAGCAGGUGUCUUUAUGUGGUUUUAAAGGAUGGGCGAAGCGAAGACUUCUCAUAUAGAAAGUGUCUGGAAAACUUGGUAAAGAAAAAAUAUCCAGACCUUGCUGAGUCAUUCAAUGGCAAAUAUUUCCGGAAACCCCGUCCAAGGCAGAACCAGACCCCAACUUCAGCAGGGGAUCAGACCCCAACUCCUGCGGGGGAUCAACCACAAACUACUGCGCCUGUAGAAGAAUCCAAAGAGUAGAAGAUUAGAGCUCUGUCCAUAAUAUUGUACAGAAAGUGCACUGCUAAGGGAGGCAACUGAAUAGGUUAUCACAAGUUACAUAGCUAACCAAUUUUCCUGUGGAAGAUGUUUCCCAUUUUGUUGGCUUCUCGUCACUUAUUUUUUGAAGCAUGGUCAUGUGAAUAUUUGAACUCUUGAAUGAUGCUAGCGCGUGAUGUGCCUUUCAAACUGUUCCCUGCUCAUCAUUUAAUCUAGCUAUUUAUUCAGCUUUACUAUGCCAGAAUGACAGCCUUCCGAUUAUUCAGUUCUCUCUUUCUCUCUAACCAUUUGAUCAUAUUUAAUGGUUGAGAUUAGAAGUGGUUCAAAAUAACUCACGUGCUUCUUUUGUUCUGA